AUGCUGCUGGCUGUGCUGCUGCUGCUGCUACUGUCCCUCCCAGACUCGUGGUAUGCCCAUGGGCACCCACUGUACACACGCCUGCCCCCCAGCACCCUGCAAGUUCUGUCAACCCAGGGGACACAAGCGCUGCAGGCGGCCCAGAGGAGCGCCCAGUGGGCAGUAAACCGAGUGGUGAUGGAGAUCCAGCACAGAUCGCAUGAGUGCCAAGGAUCUGGGCACUCCAGGCCUCAAGCCCCCCUCCUUCAGGACCCACCUGAGCCAGGGCCAUGUGGCGAAAGGCGCCCAAGCACUGCCAAUGUGACGCGGGCUCAUGGCCGCAUAGUGGGGGGCAGCGCUGCACCUCCGGGGGCCUGGCCCUGGCUGGUGAGGCUGCAACUCGGGGGGCAGCCUCUGUGCGGCGGCGUCCUGGUGGCGGCGUCCUGGGUGCUCACAGCGGCGCACUGCUUUGCGGGCGCCCCGAAUGAGCUUCUGUGGACUGUGACGCUGGCCGAGGGGCCCCGGGGGGAGCAAGCGGAGGAGGUGCCGGUGAACCGCAUCUUGCCCCAUCCCAAGUUUGACCCACGAACCUUCCACAAUGACCUGGCCCUGGUGCAGCUGUGGACGCCCGUGAGCCCGGCGGGGCCGGCGCGCCCCGUGUGCCUGCCCCAGGAGCCCCAGGAGCCCCCCGCCGGCACCGCCUGUGCCAUCGCGGGCUGGGGAGCCCUCUUCGAAGAUGGGCCCGAGGCUGAGGCGGUGAGGGAGGCCCGCGUCCCCCUGCUCAGUGCCGAGACCUGCCGAAGGGCCCUGGGGCCCGGGCUUCGCCCCAGCACCAUGCUCUGCGCUGGUUACCUGGCGGGGGGCAUUGACUCGUGCCAGGGUGACUCUGGAGGGCCCCUGACCUGUUCCGAACCUGGCUCCAACCCCAGGGAAGUCCUGUUCGGAGUCACCUCCUGGGGGGACGGCUGUGGGGAGCCAGGGAAGCCCGGGGUCUACACCCGCGUGGCAGUGUUCAAGGACUGGCUCCAGGAGCAGAUGAGAGGCUGCCCUGGACUGGAGCCCCUGCGACAGAAGUUGGCCGCCCUUCAGGGGGCCCAUGCCUGGAUCCUGCGGGUCCCCUCCGAGCACUUGGCCAUGAACUUUCAUGAGGUCCUGGCAGAUCUUGGCUCCAAGACACUGACUGGACUCUUCAGAGCCUGGGUGCGGGCAGGCCUGGGGGGCCGGCAUGUGGCCUUCAGCGGCUUGGUGGGCCUGGAGCCGGCCACACUGGCUCGCAGCCUCCCCCGGCUGCUGGCGCAGGCCCUGCAGGCCUUCCGCCUGGCUGCCCUGGCCGAGGGCGAGCCUGAGGGACCCUGGAUGGGUGGGGGGCAGGGCUCGGGCCUGGGGAGGAAGGGGCACCACCCUCUCAGCCCCCAGGUUCCCCCAGCCAGGCAGCCAUGAGCCAUGUGUGGGCCACCAGCCCCUGGUGAGGACCUGCUGCUCCCAGGGGCUAAGAGGAACUUGGGGCACAUAAUGACAAACUGUCACUGCCACAAGCUGCUGGGUAUGUGUGGGUGGGGUGGGGUGGGGUGGGGACCCUGGGCCCCAUGUGUCUUCCCAGGUUUGCAAUAAGAGACUCACAGCUGCUUUAAUAAAUGUUAUUUAUAAUCCACGGAAACAAAAAAAAACUAUCCAG
Molecule: messenger RNA, 1654 nt
Organism: Carlito syrichta (Philippine tarsier)
Lineage: Eukaryota; Metazoa; Chordata; Mammalia; Primates; Tarsiidae
Gene: PRSS56
Product: protease, serine 56
Exons: 11
Coding region: 1-1419 (472 amino acids)
Biological process (GO): proteolysis
Molecular function (GO): serine-type endopeptidase activity
Source: RefSeq, a predicted model, not a curated record